This is a messenger RNA of Meira miltonrushii, 399 nucleotides long. RefSeq lists its product as uncharacterized. The coding region runs from base 1 to 399 and encodes 132 amino acids. The transcript has a single exon. The record is from RefSeq and is a predicted model, not a curated record. NCBI's taxonomy places the organism in Eukaryota, Fungi, Basidiomycota, Exobasidiomycetes, Exobasidiales, Brachybasidiaceae.
AUGUCCUCCUACACACCUACUGAAGAAGUGAUGGCAGCCGGGCCGCCAGUGACGAUAAGCACUCUUCCCGGAAGAUCCAACGGACAUUCAUCAGCAGAUCAAUAUUGCAGUCGAUCACGUUCAAAUUCAUCUGCACAAUCCCUUUCGCUGUCUUCUCGUAGUCACAAUCAAAAUAAUUUGGCUCUUCAACAAUCACCACAAGGACAGCAGCAAACACAAACCAAAGAGAUGAUAAUUGAACGUCCCCAUCAGAACACCGCUGCUCCUCCGAGACAUCAAGACAGUUUUGAUAUCCAUGGCUGGCCUGAAGGAAUUGAGAAACCGACCAGAUUCUUGGGCAUGAAGGUUAAGCCGAUCUCGCAAUGGUCCAUCAAACACAUUUUCUGUCUUUCCUACUAA